This is a messenger RNA of Acanthocheilonema viteae, 459 nucleotides long. Lineage: Eukaryota; Metazoa; Nematoda; Chromadorea; Rhabditida; Onchocercidae. The record is from the annotation of a GenBank genome assembly.
AUGUGUCAUAAGGACGUGGCGUGGAUGUUUCAGCAAUGGGACGGUGACAAUGAUGGAGAAUUAAGCAUGAAAGAAUUAGCUCCAUUAGAGGCAGAUUCGAAGGAGAAAUGUCUGAAAGCAUACAUUGAUCGUUGUGAUACGGAGCCGGGCAAUGUUAAUGUGAUAACAUUGGAUGAAUGGUGUGAUUGCUUUGCUUGGGCCGAUGAUGAUCGACAUGAGCCACCGUGUCAUGCAGCAAAACAUCAACAAGAUCCGCAUUUAUUGGAAGCUUUUCAUCCACGUUGCACAUUGGAAGGAUACUACAAGGUGGAGCAAUGUCAUGAGAAUUCUUGUUGGUGUGUUGAUAAAUAUGGUCGAGAAUUUGAUAAGUCACGAGUAACGGGACGUCUUCCAGAUUGUGGACAAUAUGCAACCGAAAUGGAUGAAAAUGAAAGGGAAGAACUUUUAGCUGAAUUAUGA